AUGGAGAACAUCCAAGUUGUGGUUCGAAUCAGACCUUCGAAUGGGGCUGAAAGAGACAACAAUGAUUUGGAAAUCUGGUCAGUUCAAAAUCAAGACACCAUAACCAUUUCAAAUGAUAGAUUCAAUGAUUUAGUAAGGAUGAGGAAGUUCGUCCCAGGCCAGAGAGUUGAAUUUACUUUUAACUAAUGUUUCGAUUCCAAACACACCACCAAAUUUAUAUACUCAUAAUAAAUUUAGAGGAUCACAUUAUCUUCCUUGCAAGGCAUAAAUGGAACAGUCUUCAUGUACGGUCAGACAGGGAGUGGUAAGACAUAUACUAUGAUGGGCUAUGAUUAAGAAGAGGGAAUUCUUAAAUAAGGAUUGAAAGAUUUAUUCGGAGAAAUAGCAAAGCAAUCGGAUAGACAAUAUUUCUUAAGAUGCAGUUAUGUUGAAAUAUAUACUGACUAAGUAUACGAUUUAUUGGCUACUCAAGAAAGAUUGAGUGACACUCUAUUAAUAAAUGAGGAUUUCAAUAAGGAAUUUGUUAUUAAAGGAGCAGUUGAAGAGGUAGUAACUAAUAUUAACGAAAUCAUGGAUAUUCUUCAAUUUGGAGAAAGCAAUCGACAUUAUGCCUCAACAGUCAUGAACCAUUGCAGCAGUCGAUCUCACACUAUCUUUAGAUUGUAUGUGAGAUGUGUUCCCAAUUACAUCGGACCUAAUUCAGUAAUUACAGAGUCGAUACUGAAUUUUGUGGAUUUGGCAGGAUCAGAGAAGAUCAACAUUCAUGAUUCAAUGCUUAAGAAGAGAGGCACAUCAGCUGGUGGAAAUGGAGGAUCUCAAUACAAGGAUAGAUAAAAUGAAUCAAAACAUAUUAAUAAGAGUCUGUUCUUUUUAACUUAAGUCAUUUCAUUGAGAGCCUAAGAUAAAAACGAUUAACAUAUACCAUACAGGAAUUCUCCAUUGACUAAAAUAUUGCGAUCCUCUUUGGGUGGUAAUUCCAGGACUGCAAUAAUUCUAUGUGUUAAUCCAUGUUAUAGUUAAUUUGAAUAAACAUUAUCUACUUUGAGAUUCGGUACUAAUGCAAAGAAGAUAGAAAAUAAUGUUUCUAAAAAUAUAGUUGGAUUUGAUAAUGAUGAGAGUCUCAAUAGAGUAAUUAAGGAUUAUGAGGAUAAGAUUAAUGAACUAUAAAAAGCCAGAGUGGAUGAUAAGUAAUAACAAGAGAUGAUGUUGAAGAUCAUUGAAAAACUGGAAGAAUAAAGGAAAAUAUUUAGAUAAUAGUUUACAACUUCUGACCACAUUCAAGCUAUGAUUAAUAAAGAACUCAAUUAUUAAUGGACUCAUUUGCAUUAUCACGGAGUUGGUGUUCUAUGGGUGCCUGAAAAAGGAAUCAAAGAAAUGGAAGUUAAAUAAGAUGUAAUUGAUUCUUUUGGAACUAUUAAAAAAUAUCAAGAAUUAUAGGAAGAAUUCAUAAUUUAAAAAUCAGAAAAAUAGACUUUGGAAAAUCAAGUCAUGGAUUUAAAGUAGAAGUAAUAAGAAACGGUAGUGCAAACAAAAAAGAGAUAUGCGAAUCAAAAGGCGAAAACAAGAAAGUAUAAAUAAUUAAGCAAAGAUUUACAGGAUGAGAAAAAUAAAUUAUAGAAAAUAGCACUUUGCUAUCAUAAUAUGAUAGAUAUGGAUGAGAUGAUGUUGUUGAAUAAUGACACUUUAGAUUAAAUGACUGAAAAUCUCUAAGUCAUGAUGUAGAAUAUUUAUAAAGUUAAAUUAAAAAAGGAAAUUAAAUUAAAAGGAGAGAAUACUGAAACACUAAAAUUAGUUACAUCUAAACCUAUUAAAUAUCCAAAGUAUUUAUUUGAUACAUCUGCCAUUAAUGUAUAAUUUUGGGAUGUCACAGAUAACAAGAAAAUUGAAGAAUAGAGUAAAAAUGAAAUAGAGUCAUUUUAAAGUUACUUUUAAUCUUAAAUCAAUAUGAGCAGUCCCUCAUAUAUAGAAUUACAGGGAGGUGGUGGUCAAUAAUUUAAGGAACCUUUGAAACAUAUCUGUUCUCAUGAAAAGAGCAGUAUGAGUAAGGUUGGCAAAGAGAAUUACGAACCAAUGCUAAAACGAAAUUCAAGUUUGGAAGUGUCUGAUGAAUUAAAUUUUCGUAGUUAUUUUAAAUGA
Molecule: messenger RNA, 2136 nt
Organism: Paramecium tetraurelia
Lineage: Eukaryota; Ciliophora; Oligohymenophorea; Peniculida; Parameciidae
Exons: 3
Biological process (GO): microtubule-based movement
Molecular function (GO): microtubule binding; microtubule motor activity; ATP binding
Source: RefSeq, a predicted model, not a curated record